This is a messenger RNA of Dibothriocephalus latus, 375 nucleotides long. Lineage: Eukaryota; Metazoa; Platyhelminthes; Cestoda; Diphyllobothriidea; Diphyllobothriidae. The record is from the annotation of a GenBank genome assembly.
AUGCCUGGUAGUGCUUCUGCCGCAUUCAAGGUAGCGCGCCCAAUACUUUCGAAAACACCAGAAGAGGCCAAGAGGCGCGUUAUGAACCUCUAUCGGGCUUGGUAUCGUCAGUUGCCCUACAUAGUGAAGGAAUACGGCUACACAACUGUGUCUGCAACUGUACCCCAAUUGCGUCAAAAACUUAGGGAGGAAUUCCUCAAGAACAAAGAUGUAAAGGAUAUUAGAGUGAUUGAUCUUCUCGUUCAUCGCGGUCAAAAUGACCUCAUCGAGACGGCUCAUAUAUGGCGCUCGGAUACACACGUGAUGGAUGCUUUUCAUCAGACAGCUAUCGAGAAACCCACUGAUUUUCUUAGCAAAUUCCUUCGUGGGCAAUAG